CGUCUGGAAAUUUCCACGCGAUCUUUUCCAAAGUGCAAUAACAUUACGAAUUUUCCGAUUUGUUUUCAAGUGUUAUUUUUUGCUUGUUUCAUUAAGUUAUGUAGUGUUUGUUUUAUAUUAUAGUGACGUUGUUGUUUUAUAAUUGGAUUUAUUUAGGAAGUGGAGUGUUUUUGACCGCAUUUACCAACUUACAUUCACAUUGAACGUCGCGUUGUGGAUAAUCUGAGCGAAAACAUCGUGUGUCGGCUCAAUCAGAGCGCCUGGUGCUGAACGGUGUGGCUUGAUGGCGCGGUGACGCAGCAUGCGCCGCGCGCACUACGCCGCUGUACUGCGGCUACUCAUCGUCGCAGGCGGCGCUUGUUUUGUGAAUCCAUAUACAAACGAGGAUCGUAUCGACCUCAGUCAAGUAUGGCUGGAAAUACCAACCAGCCUCGUAGCCCUUGGGGGAGACGUACAUGUAUUCGUACGCGGCCUGACCGGGACUGGCGCCUUGCGUGUACGCCUCGCGCGAGAAGACGACGAAGGGAGAACCCUUUUAGCAACCAUGCCUCUCGCACUAGACUCCGAGAGCCGCAUGACUCUUCCUUGCGGUUAUUUCUCUAGAGGCGGCAUAUACUAUCUCGAAAUUGUUGCCGACAAAGAUACCUUCCUUGAUUACGACAACGCUACAAUAACUAGUGAGAGAGUGAAGAGAGAUUUAAAUGAAGGUGGUAUCAUGGAAACCGGGGACAGUAUCGUCAAAUCUUGGAAAUUUGACGUGAUGUGGCCGACUGCUAACUUAGAUGUGACUCCGGAACAGAUACAAACGUAUCCAGAGAGGCAAGUGACGGCGAUUCUGGAGUUUCCGAAGGUGGUAUGCACACCAGUGGAAACUAGUGCUGAUUAUUGGUUGGAACUGUUGUAUUGUGGACAUUCUAGUGGCGGUGCGGUGUUGUGUGAUGGAAAAAAUAGUAGUUCUCAUGCGCACGUGCUGUAUUCGGAACAGAUGUACGGGUUCCCAGGACGGCGUACCAUGACAUUACGGUGCGAACUAUUUGGCCAGGCUGGGGACUAUGCAUUGACUUUACGACCAGCGGCAGCUGCUGGACCUCAAGAUUUGACAGUGGCAUUCAUUAAGGCGGAUUGGUCUGAACAAUUCGUAUUGAACGUGCAUGGUGGAUCCGUGUUUCCUUGUGGUGAAGGAGUGCGGGUGCUGUUUCAAUAUCCAGAGUGCGUGUUGGAAGGUGCUGAUAGAGUAAGGGUUUUCGGACGUGACUCGGAUAGGCUGCGAUAUGUUGCUGAAAGAAGAGUUAGAAGGGGUCAGCACACUGCCUCAUUCGACUGCAGAUUGUUUAGCGAAAGAUAUCCUGAAUAUUGCUUCGUCUAUGUUUCCCAAGCCGUCACAGGUGCAGUUGCGGACGUCCGGAUGGACUGCCUACCGACUUUGCCUUUGUCAGACGGUGGUGCUGGCGGUUGGGGCGAGUGGUCUGCGUGGUCUGCAUGUCCUGCACCUGCACAUUGCUCGACGCGUACUCGUAGUCGUCACCGCUUUUGUGACAGCCCGCCACCAGCGUAUGGAGCUAAGUUUUGUGAAGGCCAAGCUGUAGAAUUGGCUGCUUGCGAGUGCACAGCACGUCCUUGGGCCGGUGAUUCAUCCAUGGUGGUAGCAGAAAUUGGUGCCAGGUGUAGAUGUGGAUGCGUUCUACACCUAGCACCAGCUGCCAGACUCUUAGCUGGCUCAGCAAGAGCUUGCCCAGCAAGAUCAUUUUGGCUUCUGCAGGCGGAAGAAGGCCUCGCGGUACGGUUGCGGUUCGAAGCAGUAAAACUGCCCUGUAUUGGACAGGCGCUUCGGGCUAGGGAUGGAGACUCUUUGGGUUCACCGCUUCUCGCUUCUUGGGAUGGACCGGACAGUUCAGCUGUGACGGAUGAAGUGGAAACCACAACGGAUAGCGGUGGUGUGGUUGAAAUCGCCGGUGGACGACACAUCCUCGUAGAGCUGCGAUCAGGAGACACAAACGAGCGUUGUGCUGGCGGAUUUUUAGCACACGCUUCUCAGAUUGAGCCAAUCCGAAACGCGUCCGCUGCAUGGGCGUCUGUGAGUGGUGGUGCUUGGUGGCGAGGAGGUGGCGGGGCGCGAGCCGCGGCCGCUGCUCUGGCAGCAUUUGCCGCGCUCGCCGCACUUGCUCUCGCGGCGCAUUCCGCACACAGAACGAGGGCCUACCAGCGCGCUGCUGAUAAAGAAUCCCUCACUGAUAGCGAUGCCUGUUCGGCCUCACUAGAGCUCGGUGGUGCCAACACUGGGUCGCGAAGCACUCUAUUGUCGGAAGUUGUCGGUGGUGGUGUCUCCUUACGUAGAUUACUACCUGGUAGGACACGACACACUAGACUCAGAGAUUCUGAUAGGACUUCGGAAAUUAUGGAACCUAGGGAUGAAGAAGAUCAAGGGACCGAUGUAGAAGCAGAUAUUGCAGACAACGAGAGUGUAGCAAGCGCUGGUAGUGCAAUUAGCCAAGCUACCGUUACCCCUGAGAAUGUGUCUUCUAGUAGUGCGCCUGCUGCCACUGGCUCAGAAAGUAUGGCUCCUUCACCACUACGCCGGUCACACACAGUUUCAAAUACACAUGUUCCGCAGAUCACAUCACCUCCUCAACCAUCAACGAGUGAAGCAGUAACAACAGAAAUAAGCACAAGCAUCACUAGUGUCAGUGAUAGAGACAGCUACAGUGAAAAAGACAGAGACAGUGCAUGGGAUAAGGACAGAAGUGUAAGCAGAGCCUCGUCUUCAAUAUCUGCUGCUACCUUGACAAAUGGUUGGUACUCACCAGCGUUGAGUGGCGUUUCAUCAGCCAAAAUUCGUGACAAUCAAAAGCAUAAUAAGGAAACCUGUAACAGAAGACUUUUACGUUCAGAUCUGAGUCUGACUUCACACCCAGAGAUGGAAAUUGACUACUAUGACUAUGAAGUUAAUAAUGCUGGUUCCGUACCUGGUUCCUAUUUAGGCAUGGAUCCAGCGUUUCUUGUUUGGAUCCCACCAAUAGAAGAAGGCGAUAUAAUUAGAGAGAUAGAUGAGAGCAAAAUACCAAUUUAUGAGGAAGUGGUACCAAAAGAAUUACGACCAGACCCAGGCAGCAAUACAGAAUCUCCUGACGAAAGACCAUCAUCAAGCACAUUGAAGCGAAAUCCAGAUAACCGCUCAAACAGAUCAAAUGAAUCUAUAAAAUCUAUAAGGAAAGUUAUGGACAGAGGUAGCAUCAUACAGCCUUUAAAUUUCAGUGUAAGCGAUUUGCAAAAUUCACCUAAAUUACCAAAGAGGAAUAAAAGAAAGAAGGACGAGGUUACUAUACCGAUGAAAGAUCUGACACUCACAAUGUCCCCAGUUAAAGUUCAUAGAAGAGAGAACAGAUCUGAGUAUGAUAAUUCAUCUACUCUUAAACGAGUCAAUGAAUCAAGGGAAAAAGAUGACACAUUAAAAAGAACUACAGAUUUUAACGACAUUAGAUUCGCGGAUGAAAACUCGGAAUCAUCAAAUGAAAUAAAAUUCGCAGAUGAUUCACCAGAUAGCAAUAGAAUAAAUGAAAAAUAUGAAGUCAAAGCUUAAGUAUCGAUCAAAUAAAAGUUUUUUUUUUCUUAAUAACGUACAAAACUCCAUUUGAUGUAUCAAAUGAGACUAUGCAAUAAUACUCAUAAUUAAAUUAUCUAUAAAUAGCGAGUUUUCCACGGGUAUACCAGU
Molecule: messenger RNA, 3709 nt
Organism: Nymphalis io (European peacock)
Lineage: Eukaryota; Metazoa; Arthropoda; Insecta; Lepidoptera; Nymphalidae
Gene: gogo
Exons: 19
Coding region: 302-3577 (1091 amino acids)
Cellular component (GO): cell periphery
Source: RefSeq, a predicted model, not a curated record